Sclerotinia trifoliorum is the source of this 1355-nucleotide messenger RNA. Lineage: Eukaryota; Fungi; Ascomycota; Leotiomycetes; Helotiales; Sclerotiniaceae. The record is from the annotation of a GenBank genome assembly.
AGUGUAGUGGGCAUACUGCAAUCAAUAUUUUGUUUUGUGAGAUAUCAGUCCAUUCCAUACCCGGUCGGUCGGUUCAUUUUUCGUUUCGCAGAUGCCAAAUAUGGCGGAUUCAGAUACUAAGUAAGUUGUGGAUUCCUUGGUGUUGUGAAGAGUGAAGUUGUGAAGUUUGUGGAGGAGGGGAGGAAGAGAGGAGGAGAGGAGGGGGGAAGAGGAGAAUAUCUGCAGCUAAAAAACUAACAUGCAAAAAUUAGAAAAGAUGUAGCGCGCACGAAUGAGCGGGGGAUCCCAUAUGCGCCGUUUGUGGAUCGUGUGGAGGAUUAUGUUACGGUGAGGGCGGAUGUUGAACCUACGUUGAAGAGGUUUCAGGAGAUGAUUUCGUAGGUUUUUGGUUUAUCUUUUCUUCUCUUUUGGGGAGGGAUUGGGGGUCUGAGGGGUAGGUUUGAGGGAUGAGGGGUGGGUUGAGGGUUGAGGGUUGGGGUUGGAUGAUGAAGAGCAUUAAUUGACCAUUGGCUUACUUUUGGAACUUCUUUAGGAAAUAUCAGUUCAUGGAGGUUAAUCAACAAAAGAGAAUUGCGGGGUUGAAAAUCAAUAUACCGGAUAUUCAGAAGACGCUUGAUACAGUGAGGUUUUUAAAGACGAGAAAGGUAUGUUGGAUUCUGGGAGGAGGAGGGUAGAGGGCAGGAUGAAAGAUUGAGAUUGAAGCUGACUUCUAUACUAGGAGGGUUCGGAUCCAAUACAGGCUACGUUUGAGUUGAAUGAUACUUUAUAUGCCAAAGCCAAUAUUCCAGCUACCGAUGAGGUAUAUUUAUGGUUAGGGGUAUGUUUAAGUUCUGGGAUGAAUCCUCUGGUACUGAGUUAACAAAGAUGGAUUAGGCCAAUGUUAUGUUAUCAUAUCCUAUCGAUGAGGCAGAAGAAUUACUUUCAAAACGACUCGCAGCAGCAAAACAAAGUUACUCAAAUUGUGAAGAGGAUCUUGAUUUCUUGAGAGAACAAAUUACGGUACGUUCGAGUCACCUAUGAACCAUAAAUGGGAAGAAGUGCAGAGAUUAGAUUAAGCUGACGAAACUCUCAAUAGACUAUGGAGGUUGCUACAGCUAGGGUAUACAAUUGGGAUGUUACGAUGAAACGAAAAGAAAAGAUUGAACAAGAGGCUACGGAUGAAAAGGAAGGAAAGAGUGGUAGUCCUAAUGGAUGAUAUAUAGGAGAUUUGAGAGAGAAAUAAAUGAAAAUAAAAAGUCUUAGGGAUAUUAACGGAAUCUCUCUUUUGAUAUGUCACGAUUUACGAUUAAGAUAAGGAUAUAUUGAGGGGCAAUAGUCAACGUGUCCAUAUAAGCUUAGACCUUAUCGGAAAGCAA